AUGGAGUCAUUCAAACAACGCUUGGUUGCCAUCAGGAACGAAGAGAAUGAAUUGAGGGACAAGCUGACUGAAGUUGAGGAAGAAAUACGUUCGCUAAAGCAAAGCAACGACCAGGUAAAUGGAAGUGGCCCUAGACUUUCCAAUAUCUUGUUGCAGUUGAAUGGUGUUAUCCAUGGACUACAGUCUAACGAAAAGUUGUUGGUCUUAAAACUAGAGUCAGGAACUGCCCGCUUGAGGGAUAUGGAAACGAAAAUCGCUGCACACAGGCUGCGACACUCUACAUCAGAGCAAGGGGUCAAAGUAUUGAAUGCGGCCGAAAUGAAUCCUGAAUCUAAGGAAGAGGAUAUUGAAUCGGAACUCAAUCAGAAACGCGAGGAAAUACGGUUGCUCGGGUCACAAUACGACGAGGUUGUCAUUCACCAACAACACCUACAAACCGACGUGGUGAAAAAAGAACAAAAGGCAAAAACACUAGAAAAGUGUGUUUUUUAUUUGUUCAUCAUGAACCUCGCGUUUAGAGCCGUCAAUGAAUUGGAGACGCAAUAUUCGGGCCUCAUGAAAGCAUGCGACAAGGCACAAGUCAUUGAGCCGCACGAAGAAGCGAUUGACGAUCUGGAAACACGACUUCGGGACCUGCAGCGUCAAUUGGAGACGGCAACCGACGCGUAUGAGACAUCGGAAAGAGAGAUUACUCGUCUGGAUAGGUUAAUAUCGAAAAACAAAGCCGAUCUCCAAAAACAGCAAUCAGCCAAUGAAUCCCUGAAGAAGGAAUUGGACGGGAUAUUCGCCGAACUUGGCUCUGCCGACUAG
Messenger RNA from Opisthorchis viverrini, 810 nucleotides. RefSeq lists its product as hypothetical. The transcript has 6 exons. Lineage: Eukaryota; Metazoa; Platyhelminthes; Trematoda; Opisthorchiida; Opisthorchiidae. The record is from RefSeq and is a predicted model, not a curated record. Bases 1 to 810 code for a protein of 269 amino acids.